AUGACAGUUUCAGCGAAAGAUGACGAACCGAACGAAGCUAUUCAGACGUUGGAAAAGUCUUUAACGCCAACGCCUUCCUCUCAAGGGAAGAAGAAGCAAAAGCGAGAAUCGUCAUCGGUCCCCGGGAAGGUGCCUCUCGUAAAAGAUGACGAUGAUGGUGGUGCUGGUGGUGGUGCCGAUGGUGCGAAAAAGAAGAACAACGAAGGCGGCGAAAACACGGAGGUGCAGUUCAAGCGCGACUUUUUCGAGAAGCAGUGGAGAAAAGACGCGAGGAUUUACGAGUACGGCUCUGCCGCGAAUCCAGACAUGAAACCGAUUCCAGUGUUGGUGCACCCGCCAGAUUGGCACGAACGAGGCGAGACGCGCAUUAUUCCGUUCGAUAUCGACGAUUUUUUGGAAAUCGACAAGCAGUGCACGUCGCCGAAUCUGAUGGCGUCGUUUAUUCGCAUCUGCGAAGGGGAGAAUUUGGAGACGACGGCGAACGCGACGAGUCAAGCGUUUUAUGUCAUUCGCGGGAGCGGGUGCACGACGAGCGAACACGGGACGAUAAACUGGGACACGGGAGAUUUGUUCGUCGUGCCGGUGUGCGAGCAGGAGAUGUUGCACGAAUGCGUGAAGGCGGAGAAAGGUGGUGCGGCGUUAUAUUGGGUACACGACGAACCGCUGAUGGAUUAUUUGGGGGUCACGCCGAAUAAGAGGGCGAAUAAGUUCAAGCCGACGUUGUAUAAGAGAGACGACAUGUUGGCGCAAGUGGAGGAGAUUUCGCACUCUACGACGAAAUCGAACAACCGACUCGGGGUUUUGCUUGGGAACGCGAAAUGCGAGCAGACGAAGACGUUGACGCACGUGUUGUGGUCGCUUUUGAACUCGAUUCCUGCGAGAAAUGUGCAAAGACCGCACAGACACAACUCGGUCGCUUUGGAUUUAGCCGUCGCGGCGAAACCGGGCGUGUACACGUUGAUGGGUAAAGAAAUUGACGACAAAGGGGAUAUUAUCGACCCAAUUCGGUGCGAUUGGAUUCCAGGUGGUGUUUUUAUCACCCCACCGGGAUGGUGGCAUUCUCACCACAACGAAAGCGACGAAGUCGCGUGGGUUUUGCCUAUGCAAGAUGCCGGGUUGUACACGCACCAAAGAACGUUGGACAUUCGAUUCGUGGACGACGAGUUGGAGUUGCAUAAACAAGGGAAGAUUCGCGGGUCGGCGUUUGCGGUGACGAACAAGCAGUACAUUAAUAUGGUAGAGAUGGGCGCGAAAGUGCCGAUUCCAAGAGGGAAGGAUAGUACGAUGAAGAGAAGCUUUUCGAAAGAACACAUGACGGAUUCCGACGGCGAACACUAA
This is a messenger RNA of Bathycoccus prasinos, 1338 nucleotides long. RefSeq lists its product with no specific name. NCBI's taxonomy places the organism in Eukaryota, Viridiplantae, Chlorophyta, Mamiellophyceae, Mamiellales, Bathycoccaceae. Bases 1 to 1338 code for a protein of 445 amino acids. The record is from RefSeq and is a predicted model, not a curated record. The transcript has a single exon. Gene Ontology annotation, molecular function: dioxygenase activity.